AUGAAUAAAAUUUUCCACCCCAACAUUGACGAAGCGUCAGGAACUGUAUGUCUAGAUGUAAUCAAUCAAACUUGGACAGCUCUCUACGAUCUCACCAAUAUAUUUGAAUCGUUCCUGCCCCAGCUGCUGGCCUAUCCUAACCCUAUAGAUCCUCUAAAUGGUGACGCUGCAGCCAUGUACCUCCACCGACCAGAAGAGUACAAACAGAAAAUUAAAGAAUACAUUCAGAAAUAUGCAACAGAAGAAGCACUAAAAGAACAGGAAGAAGGCACCGGGGACAGCUCGUCUGAGAGCUCCAUGUCCGACUUCUCGGAAGAUGAGGCUCAGGAUAUGGAGUUGUAGUAGAAGAGGCAACCUGCUUUUCAGAGAGACUCUAAUUUCCUAACCAUGAGAAGCAGACUAUAAUAUUCAUAUUUAAACAAAGCAAUUUUUUUUAUUACUAAACAAGGUUUUUAUGAAUAAUAGCAUUGAUAUAUAUAUAUAUAUCACCCUUUAGAUCUUGAUUUUCUUGGUCAUUUCUCGAACCCGAGGUGCAUAGCAUAUUCCCACAUUCCAUUUUGGUAGCAAUAUGCAGCCCGAAUGCAUGCAUUCAGAUUCCGUUUGGCCAAGUGAACUUGUGUGCUACUGAACUCUGUCAGCUAAACCAGCUGCCCUGGUAGGUAGGGAGUUAGCAGAAAAGAAAAAAGAAAAAAAAAAAAACAGA
Messenger RNA from Leptosomus discolor (cuckoo roller), 703 nucleotides. The record is from RefSeq and is a predicted model, not a curated record. Lineage: Eukaryota; Metazoa; Chordata; Aves; Leptosomiformes; Leptosomidae.